Messenger RNA from Melitaea cinxia (Glanville fritillary), 399 nucleotides. RefSeq lists its product as uncharacterized. The record is from RefSeq and is a predicted model, not a curated record. Lineage: Eukaryota; Metazoa; Arthropoda; Insecta; Lepidoptera; Nymphalidae. Bases 58 to 399 code for a protein of 113 amino acids. The transcript is spliced from 2 exons. Gene Ontology annotation, molecular function: odorant binding.
GACUUGCUGACGCUCACCAUCCUCUUGCUGCCGUGCACGCUCGCUCGUAUCUCAGUAAUGUACGCACACGAGAAGAUGUCAGACAUUGUAGCAGAGCAGUGUCUCAACGUGAUGUUCUCGAAGAGCAGACGGGUCGAGCUCCAGGAAUCAGACGAGCCUUGUAUUAUCUACUGCGUGCUGAGAAAGUUGGGCAUUAUGAACAGUAUUGGGCAGAUUAAUAUUGAUAUUUAUCGGAAACGAGUCCAACAAGCACAUCAACUCGACGGUCAUACAGUAAUAAACGACAAUGGCAGUUCGUGCAUCGAGAGUGCUGAGGCUACACAACACAAACAAGAUGUGUGCAAGAAAGCGAAGGUAUUCAAUGACUGUACGCAUCUCUAUAAAAUACUUUUUAAAUAA